Vanessa atalanta (red admiral) is the source of this 806-nucleotide messenger RNA. It is a transcript of the gene CPR129, whose product is annotated as cuticle protein 8-like. NCBI's taxonomy places the organism in Eukaryota, Metazoa, Arthropoda, Insecta, Lepidoptera, Nymphalidae. Gene Ontology annotation, cellular component: extracellular matrix. The record is from RefSeq and is a predicted model, not a curated record. The transcript has 5 exons. Bases 1 to 417 code for a protein of 138 amino acids.
AUGUGGAUCUUAGCGCUGUUGUCCUGUGUUAGCGUCGCAUUGGCGGUGCCAAUUGAGUACGGUGGACUGUAUGCGCAUGCGCCAGUCUUUCAUGCCCCAAUCGUUCAUGCACCUGUCGCUAUCGCUGAGCCUGUAGCCUAUCCAAAGUACGCUUUCAAUUACGGAGUCAAGGAUCCCCACACUGGUGACGUUAAAUCGCAGCAGGAAGAAAGGGAUGGCGAUGUUGUUAAAGGUAGCUACUCCUUAGUAGAACCCGAUGGUACAACACGGACAGUGAACUAUUCAGCGGAUGACCACACUGGCUUCAAUGCAGUUGUUCACAAGUCGGGCCAUGCAGUUCACCCGGUAGCGGUAGCUCCAGUUGCUCAUUAUGCACAUGCACCGACACUUGUCCUGUCUUCCUAUGGACACCACUGAUAAUUUAACACGACGGUACUCCUUAGUCUUCUAACCCUCGCAAAGUUGUAGUUUAAAUAGUUAUACCUAGAUAUAAAACGGAAACAUUGUUUGUGGUUGCAUAAGUAUGGGUAACAUUUAAAACGUUGAAAGAUUUUUAUCCUUUUAAUAAAUAACAGGACUGGGAUAAUGGAAAUAAUAUAUAUAUAUAUAUAAAUGUCUAGGCUGUAUGGUUGCAGGUCUUUGUCUAGCCCCAAAGAAACAAAAUGAAAUGCCAUUAAAAUAAUGGAUACAUACAGCUUUUGUUUUAAGAUCGUUACAAUACGAAAAUGCGUAAUGGUGAGCUGGAUCCGUUGUCUUCAACUUUUGAAUGUUAUUCACAAGACUACAUAAGAAUGUACUUUUAAGUA